Molecule: messenger RNA, 1071 nt
Organism: Colletotrichum fioriniae
Lineage: Eukaryota; Fungi; Ascomycota; Sordariomycetes; Glomerellales; Glomerellaceae
Source: RefSeq, a predicted model, not a curated record
AUGGAUCAUACUGCGGCUGGCGGCGACAAUGGCGCCGAGAGUCGCACGUUUGCAAUCAACGACCCAUCGACACAACAGCCGCCAUCAACGGUGCCCCACCGACGCACCUCCUCCGGCGCAAACUUCCUCUCCAAACUCCCUUUUAUGCGCUCCCAUUCCGAUGGGAAGCAGCAGCAGCAGCAGCGUCACCAAGAAGCCGAAGACGACACUUCGCGCUCCCCGCCGACGUCCAUGUCGACCGUCAUCCAGCAACAGCAGCAGCAGCAAAAGUCUCGACGAAGGAAGGGUUCCCUCAGGAAGGUGGCUCUCUUGGGAAGAGGCGCCCAACGGGAGCGUAAAGAGGCGAAGCAGCUCACCAUUGACACGUCACACACUGUCUCCCGCGACGUGGAGGGCGCUGUGUCUCGAUCGCACACGACAACUAUCGAGCACGACCCUCUCGGACUGAAUAUCGCGGACCUGACGCCGCGGCCGUCUAUGGAUGGGUAUGCGAGUAGAUCGAGCCUGGUAGAAUCUCCAGUAUCUUCUCUGUCGAAUACUCGACAACCAAACGAGGCCGAGUCCACCAUCACCAGCCCUACGAUAUCCUACACAUCUACAACGGACGAAGACGACGUUUUGCACAUACCGAACCACAUGCCGUCGCACCUACAGCCCGACUCGUCGCUCUCAUCGGGCUCCGAAUCCUACUAUGGAACUCGGCCUAGGCAGCAGUCCAUACUGCAGGCCAAGUCACCGCUCUCGUACAGCGGCUUAUCGACCACCCCAUUACCUCCCAACGACACCGAAAUCGACUACUCGGAUACGGAAUGGUGGGGCUGGGUCGUCUUGAUCGUGACGGGGCUGGUGUUUGUUAUGGGCAUGGGCUCGGUCUUCGGGGUAUGGAGUUGGGCGUGGGAUGUCGGUACGACCCCGUACGCGCCCCCGGAGCUCGAGGACGAUCCGACGCUGCCCAUCACGGGCUACUAUCCGGCCCUCAUUAUCUUGACCAGUAUCAUGGCUUGGGUAUGGGUCUCCGUGGCCUGGAUGGGAAUGAAGUACUUUCGCCAUGCUAAGAUCAGCGGGGAGUAA